ACAACACUCCUGCUACGAGGCUUCUGAGAGUCGCAGCCCUUCGCCAUGCAGUCUCUCCCUGACGCCCGAACGCAGUCGUUCGAGGAGCUCUAUGGCCCUCCCGAGAACUUCCUCGAGAUCGAAGUCUGCAACCCGAUGACCCACGGCAUGGGCCGCGGCAUGUAUACCACAUACGAGAUCCGGAUGAGCACAAACAUCCCCGCCUUCAAGCUCAAGUCGUCCUCGGUGCGCCGCCGCUACAGCGAGUUCGAAGCCUUCCGCGACAUCCUCGAGCGCGAAUCCGCCCGCGUCACCAUCCCUCCCCUACCGGGCAAGGUCAUCACAAGCCGCUUCUCAGACGAUGUGAUCGAGCACCGCCGCGAGGGCUUGCAACGCUUUCUCCAGAUAGUCGUUGGCCAUCCUCUCCUGCAAACGGGAUCGAAAGUGCUGGCCGCCUUCGUGCAGGAUCCAAACUGGGACCGUCACGCAUGGUAGACUCCUCGGGAUUGCAAUCUACUCCGACUUUCUUCUGCUUUGGUGUGCGCACUCCAGCCUCGGGUGAUCGCACGACCGCCACGCUCGGCAAAUAAGUACCGAACACAGGGUCUGGGAGACUACAAAUUGGGGACUGUGAUAAGGGGCGGUGUUUUCUGCUUUGGAGUUCCCCAUUGCUGGUGUUGGUCGAUUCUGGCUGGGAGGCUCCCACCCUUUCUAAUCCCUCGCCACUUGGCGCAAGUCCUUUGCCUCAACUGUUAUCUGAAGCAUUCUAAAUUAGCGGUUCCCUUGGUAUUCGAGUUCCUCCUCAGGUUGUACAAGACCCACGGGGUUGUUCUGCUCUCUCGCACUCAAAGAGAGAUCUGAAAGCUAGCGCUCUUGCAUCUGGCGUGGUUCUCCUGUACUUUCUAGUUUGCGUGAGGAUGAAUGAUAUGG
Mytilinidion resinicola is the source of this 909-nucleotide messenger RNA. RefSeq names its product Phox-like protein. The transcript is spliced from 3 exons. Gene Ontology annotation, cellular component: early endosome membrane; retromer complex. Bases 46 to 474 code for a protein of 142 amino acids. Gene Ontology annotation, biological process: late endosome to Golgi transport; endocytic recycling. The record is from RefSeq and is a predicted model, not a curated record. Gene Ontology annotation, molecular function: phosphatidylinositol-3-phosphate binding. Lineage: Eukaryota; Fungi; Ascomycota; Dothideomycetes; Mytilinidiales; Mytilinidiaceae.